UCCCAGGCUGCAGGUCACCAACAACACUUGUCAAACUUGCGAGCGGUGCAGGAGGCUGCUGGCUCGCCUCUGAAACUUUUCUCUCCGCGUGCACACACAAAAACCUACAUCCCGCCAGCCCCCAACUCUUGCAAACAUUUCCUAAUAAGGCUCCCAGGCAUUAAGCGGCCCACUUUUUAUAAAGGGGCUGUCUGAGGAGUUAAAAAGACUCCGUUUGGAUGGUGUCGUUGGAAGAGAAGCGGAGAGAGCGAGAGACUGAGAUCCGGCGGGAGUUUCCAACUGGCCUGGCUCGCCCUCGGGAAUCGGGAAGCUUCCUGGAGCUGCACAAAGUGAUCACGAUGGCGGCAGCCGGUGGAUUAGCUCUUUGAAUGAGUGAGGCUAAAAGGGAUCAUUCUUCAGCCUGGAUCUUCAGGGUGAUACAGGAAAGCUGUCUGUAUGGGAAGCUGGUCAAAGCUCUUAACAUGGGGGAUGUGAAAUUGGUGACAUCUACCAGAAUAUCCAAAGCCACCUUGACUCUGGACCAGUCUUCUCUGCGUACUCCUGCUCCAACAGAAGCACCAGCAUUUACUCUGCCUCCAAGGAAUAUCCGAGUACCACUUGGAGGUACAGCCAGGUUUGAAGGAAAGGUCAGAGGCAUUCCAGACCCUCAGAUCACAUGGUACAGAAAUGGGCAUCUCCUAACAGAGGGAGAGCGCCAUGUAGUGGACCACAGAAUUCGAGGACUCUUCAGCUUGGUGAUCAAAGGGGUGCAGCAGGAAGAUGGUGGCCCAUACACAUGUGAGGCUAAAAAUGAUGGUGGCACUCGCCAGGUGACGGUGGAAUUAACAGUGGAAGGAAGUGUUUUGAAAAAGUACAGCUUGCCUUCUGGUGCCAAAAAUUCUAGUAGUCGACUUUCUGUUCCACCCGUGGAGCAACGGCCAAGCAUCUGGGGUGAAUGUCCACCCAAGUUUGCUACAAAACCAAACCGGGUCAUUGUGCGAGAGGGACAAACUGGUAAAUUCUCCUGCAAGAUAACAGGGCGACCUCAGCCUCAAGUCAUUUGGUCCAAGGGUGAUAUUCAGGUGCCGCAAAAUGAUCGUUUCAACAUAUUUGAGAAAGCAAGCAUCCAGUUUUUGGAGAUCCAAAAUGCUCAGCUGGCCGACGCUGGAAUUUAUACUUGCACUGUGAUGAAUAGUGCUGGGAAGGCUUCUGUGUCUGCAGAGCUCAUGGUUCAAGGUUCUGGAAAGAGAGAGGGGUCUGCUCGUCCUCUCUGCACCUCAACAAAAUCCAGUAUCACAACCAAAGCUAUUGAAACCUCAGAGUUCAGAAAGGCCUCCAGCAAUGGGAUUGUGAAAGCACUCAAAUCUACUACAACAGAACUUUUGCUAGAAUCCAAAGAAAGACCAGCAGUGAAGAAAGAGACGUCCAUUGUUUCUUCCCAAGAAGCCAAGCAGAACAGAUUAGACCAGGUGAAGGAACCUAAAACAGAACCACCUAAAGAAGGGAGAGGUUAUCGGGUUCUGCAGACAACUUCAAGCACCAUAACUCUACAGUCUGUUAAAGUACAACCUGAACGAAAGGCAGAAUUGAAAGCAACUUGUCCCAGACAGGAAGAGAAUGGACAAAGGAUAAAGCAGUCGCUGACGCCAAGUUGGCAAGCUUCCACUUCUACCAGGCUUGGUGGUCUGAGGACUAAGGAACUGGACGAAAGUGUUGGAUUUAAGAAAAGUAUCAUAGAGGUCAAGAGGGAGCCUCAGGGAAUCCCUCCCCAGUUUGAGAGUCGCCCUCAAAGUCAAGAAGCACUGGAAGGAGAAGAGGUUGUAUUCAGAUGUAAAGUUUCAGGAAGGCCCAAGGCAAAUGUUGAAUGGUUCAAAGAAGGAGCCCAAAUUGAAGCAGGAGACGGAGUCCAGAUAUAUGAAGAGGAUGGGAUCCAUUGCUUGUGCCUGAAAAAAACCAAUUUGGAAAACAGUGGGUCUUAUUGUUGUACAGCCUCCAAUGCUAGUGGCCAAGCUUCAACUAGGUGGAUAUUAACUGUAAGAAGACCUAAGGUGAAAGAGAUUGCUCCCCACUUUUCCAGUGUAUUGGAAUCCUGCAGUGUGAGUGAAGGGCAGGAUUUUGUGCUUCAUUGUUCAGUUGAGGGCACCCCUGUGCCUCAGAUCACCUGGCUCCUCAACGAUCGGCCAAUUCAGUAUGCCCAUUCUGUCUUUGAAGAUUGGAAUGCAAAGUUAACUGUUCAAGAUGCCUUGCCAGAAGAUGAUGGUGUUUAUACUUGCCUGGCAGAAAACAGUGCUGGAAGGGCAUCCUGCAGUGCCCAGGUUACUGUCAAAGCAGAAAAGAAGAGCAAAAACAAAUUGGAAAUUGCGCAUCCUGCCCCAGCCAACACAACCUUUGCUCCUGUUUUCCUUAAGGGUCUUACUGAUCUCAAAGUGAUGGAUGGAAGCCAAGUGAUUAUGACAGUAGAAGUUUCAGCUAACCCACCCCCUGAGAUAAUUUGGCUGCACAACGGGAAAGAAAUCCAGGAAACUGAGGAUUUUCACUUUGAGAAGAAAGGCGACGAAUACAGCCUGUACAUUCAAGAGGUUUUUCCGGAGGACACGGGAAAGUACACCUGCGAGGCCUGGAAUGACUUAGGAGAAACUCAGACCCAAGCAACACUAACUGUACAAGAACCUCAGGAUGGCAUUCAGCCAUGGUUCAUUAGCAAGCCACGAUCAGUGACAGCAGUAGCUGGGCAGAAUGUUCUUAUUUCCUGUGCCAUUGCUGGAGAUCCUUUCCCCACAGUUCAUUGGUUCAAAGAUGGGCAGGAAGUGACUCCAGGAGCAGGCUGUGAAUUCCUGCAGAAUGAAGACAUCUUCACAUUGAUUAUAAGGAAUGUACAACUCUGCCACGCUGGGCAGUACGAAAUACAGCUCAAGAACCAAGUUGGAGAAUGCAGCUGUCAGGUGUCUUUGAUGCUGAGAGAAAGUUCAGUUUCCAGAGGAGAAAUACACAGAGAUGGGAAGCAGUCAGAGCGAAGAGAUGCUGAUGAUUAUGAUGCACUGACGUUUGGGAGCACUGGUAGCUUCAGAAAGAGUGCUGGUGAAGGCCAGCGAGUUGAAGAAGAACAGGAGGACGUUCGAGGGGUGCUCAAAAGACGAGUAGAAACACGAGAGAGCACAGAGGAGAAACUGAGGCAGCAGGAGGCCGAACAGAUUGACUUCCGUGACAUUUUGGCAAAGAAAGUCAGCACCAAAAGCUUUUCUGAGGAGGAGCUGAAGGAAAUUCCAGCUGAACAAAUGGACUUCCGCGCUAACCUGCACCCGCCGGUCAAGCCCAAGACCUUGUCAGAAGAGGAAAGGAAAGUCCAUGCUUCUCAGCAGGUGGACUUCCGUGCAGUGUUGGCAAAGAAGGGCACCCCCAAAACAACCUUGCCAGAGAAGGUACCAGCCCCUAAGGCAGCCAACCCAGAUUUUAGAUCUGUGCUUGGGGCAAAGAAAAAAGCGCCCACUGAAAAUGGUGGCCCCGUUGCCCAAGCCCAGAAUGCCAAUUCCAGCUCAGAAGUACAGAAACCCAGCACCAACUCCAAAGCACCAGAUGCUAGCACUAACUCCAAGUUGCCACCAGCACCCAAGGCACCAGACACAAAUCAUGCCAGCUCCAAAGUUCCAGACUCCAGCAUUGUUUUGGAAGCCGAGAAUACCAGUACCAAAUCUAAAAUGCAGAAUGCUACCACCAACUCUGAAGCCCAGGUUACCAACAUCAACUCUGAAGUGCCAAAUGCUAAACUAGUGGAGAAAGAGAAGAAUGGUAUCAACUGUGAAGGUGGUUGCCCACCAGUAGCUGAUGGAGGGAUAAUUGAAGAGAAAGUAGAGAAGAACAAAACAGAGCUUAAGGGAACUGCACCAUCAUUUACAGAUAAGCUACAGGAUGCCCACGUAAUAGAGGGUGAAAAAUUAGUCUUGCAGUGUCAGGUUUCCUCAGAUCCACCUGCUGUCGUCACCUGGACUCUGGCUGGAAAAGUCAUCAAAUCGUCAAAGUUCAUUGUCCUUUCCCAAGAAGGAUCAUUGUGCUCGCUCACCAUCGAUAAAGCUUUUCCUGAAGAUGAGGGCCAGUACAAAUGCAUAGCUGAGAAUACUGCAGGAAAAUCCGAAUGUGCUUGCAAUGUAUUGGUGGAAGAGUCUUUAAAGCCAACGGAAAAGAAGAGCAAAAAGCCAAAGAGUUCACUCCCAACUGUGCUUGCAACAGAGAGUGAGGCAACAGUAAAGAAGAAACCAGCUCCAAGGACACCACCCAAAGCAGCUCUUCCCCCUCAGAUUGUUCAAUUUCCAGAAGACCAAAAAGUGCGGGCUGGUGAAUCAGUGGAGCUGUUGUGCAAAGUGACAGGAACUCUGCCCUUGACAUGUGCCUGGAUGAAAUUCCGGAAGCAGAUCCAAGAGAAUGAGCACAUCAAAAUUGAGAAUGCCGAGAACAGCAGUAAGCUAACUAUCUCUUCAACGAAGCAGGAACACUGUGGAUGUUACACUUUAGUGGUGGAAAACAAGCUGGGCAGCAAACAAGCCCAAGUCAACCUCACUGUUGUAGAUAGACCUGACCCCCCGGCUGGAACACCUUGUGCAUCAGACAUAAGGAGUUCAUCCCUCACCCUCUCAUGGUAUGGUUCCUCUUAUGACGGUGGAAGUGCAGUGCAAUCCUACACUGUGGAAGUCUGGAACACAAUUGACAACAAAUGGACAGAUCUCACUACUUGCCGUAGCACUUCUUACAGUGUCCAGGACCUGCUGGCUGACAGGGAGUACAAAUUCCGGGUGCGAGCUGCUAACGUGUAUGGGAUAAGUGAGCCAAGUCACGAAUCUGAGCUAGUAAAAGUAGGAGAAAAGCAUGAAGGCCCUAAAGAAGAAGAAGAAGCUGAAGGGUCUGAUGAUGAAGGGAAAGAAACAGAAAUUGACUAUCGGACAGUGACUAUAAAUACAGAACAAAAGGUUUCAGACUUCUACAAUGUUGAAGAAAGACUGGGAUCGGGGAAAUUUGGACAAGUCUUCCGGCUUAUUGAAAAGAAAACUGGAAAAGUUUGGGCAGGAAAAUUUUUUAAAGCUUAUUCAGCUAAGGAUAAGGAGAACAUAAGGCAAGAGAUCAGCAUUAUGAAUUGUCUACAUCACCCCAAACUUGUCCAAUGUGUAGAUGCCUUUGAAGAGAAAGCUAAUAUUGUCAUGGUCUUAGAACUUGUUUCUGGAGGGGAACUCUUUGAGAGAAUCAUUGAUGAGGAUUUUGAACUAACAGAGAGGGAGUGCAUUAAAUAUAUGAAGCAAAUCUCAGAAGGUGUACAGUACAUUCAUAAGCAGGGCAUUGUUCAUCUGGAUCUGAAGCCAGAAAACAUUAUGUGUGUCAACAAAACUGGUACAAGAAUCAAGCUGAUUGACUUUGGACUUGCACGAAGACUAGAAAAUGCAGGUUCUCUGAAAGUCCUAUUUGGAACACCAGAAUUUGUGGCACCAGAAGUGAUCAACUAUGAGCCUAUUGGGUAUGCAACUGACAUGUGGAGCAUAGGAGUAAUUUGCUACAUCUUGGUCAGUGGACUUUCCCCUUUCAUGGGUGACAAUGACAAUGAAACAUUAGCCAAUGUUACCUCAGCCACCUGGGAUUUUGAUGAUGAAGCUUUUGAUGAGAUCUCGGAAGAUGCCAAGGACUUCAUCAACAACCUUCUAAAGAAAGAUAUGAAGGACCGCUUAGAUUGCACCCAGUGCCUUCAGCAUACUUGGCUGCAAAAAGACACCAAAACCAUGGAAGCCAAAAAGCUCUCCAAAGAUAGGAUGAAAAAGUACAUGGCUAGAAGAAAAUGGCAGAAAACUGGGAAUGCUGUCCGUGCCAUUGGAAGACUAUCCUCUAUGGCAAUGAUUUCUGGCCUGAGCGGGAGGAAGUCCUCAUCAAGCUCACCAACCAGCCCUGUUAAUGCAGAAAAAAUAGAAGUGGAAGAUGAAGCUUCCAACACUCUCCUGGAAGCAGUUGAUGAAGAAAGGCCCCAUGUGAAGCCUUAUUUCACAAAAACCAUUCAAGAUAUUGAAGUUGUGGAAGGCAGUGCUGCUAGAUUUGACUGCAAAAUUGAAGGCUAUCCUGACCCAGAAGUGAUUUGGUACAAAGAUGACCAAUCUAUCAAGGAGUCCCGGCACUUCCAGAUAGACUAUGAUGAGGAUGGGAAUUGUUCUUUGACUAUUUCUGAGGUCUGUGGAGAUGAUGAUGCCAAAUACACCUGCAAGGCAGUUAACAGUCUUGGAGAAGCAACUUGUACCGCAGAACUCAUUGUGGAAACAAUGGGGAAAGAAGGGGAGGAGGAAGAGGAAGAGGAGGAAGAAGAAUGAAACAAAAAUUGAACAAAAUAAAUAUUUGAAAAAUCACCCAAUUAAAGACUUUUUUUCUAAAGCUCACACAAUGUGACAUUAGGUCAUGAGUUUUUGGUUUGUUUCAUCGGCACAAUCAGCUGAUACCUCUUUGUUCCAUUUAUGGGCAUUAACUUGAAUUAGCAAGCACUUUAGGUGGCUGUUGUGCUUGUAUUUAGUUUAAGUUAAAGCAUUAGUUCCAUAGCCCAAAUUAUGAACAUGAGCACAGCAUAUGAAAAGCCAAACCUUACAAGAGUCAAUUAUUUCUUUGUUGAACUCAUCAAUUGCGGGAAAGGGGCAGGACACUGCACGAAUUGUUCCAUCAAUCGAUAUGAAAACAGUGGAGAACCUAUUACCUAUGAUCCAAUCCUCCUAACCACCUCUGCGCAUUAUGUAAGUCUCACUGAUGUUCCAUUAAAUCAAUGGAGCUUGCAUGAAUGCAGUGGGUUUUGAGAACAUGGAAUACAAUUCAACAGAAAGUUCUCCUACAAAAGGGCCUGCUGAAAGAAUGGGAUCUGCGCAGGAGGAGGAAGAACUUCCUAGUAGAUUACAUCUUUGGACUCUCGUUGACAUCUCUUGUCAAGUGUCAAGUCAUGUAUUUGCUAUCAUCCCAGAUCAUAUUUGUGACAUAUAAGUGAAGACCUUUGCCCCCACUGACGUUAGUAAUUUUGUAUUGAAAGCACUCUCUGCCUUCAUUGGUUUUCUCCCUGAACAUUUGUGAAUUUAACUCGGUGUACCUAGGUUUCAGCCAGUAUAGCUAUCAUUGGAAUAUAAUUGGCUUAAAUCUCAACAUUUCAGCUUGUCCCGUGGCUCGCACAACCUAAAUGUUGUGAUUCAGCUCUGAGAUGUAAAAAGUUCAUUUUUUUCCUAUUAGUUUGUUCUUGCUGUAGUUUCCCUUUCCCACUUCAAUCAAUUGUACCCAAUCUCUCCCUUACAAGGACCAGUUUUUAUGCCCAUCUUAGCAGCAAGAAAAAGUCAGCUUUUGCCAAUCUUCAACCAAGUCAGCUGGCACAUUCAGGAUUUUGUUACACCAUGCCAACUAUCCAAACUAGCCAGCACUGUUGUGACAAAAGCUGAAUCCAGCAUGUCAGGGGUUUCUCUCAACUGCCUCCCCACAGGCUAAUAUGAUAAAGGUUGGCUUUUCACCACAGCUACCACAUGCAGAAAUGGUUAUGAACAUCAGCCCUAAAUCUCUCUUACCUGGUUGCAGAUUCUUCUCCCUGCCUGGAAAACAAAGCUGAAUAUGGAAAGCAAACUUUACUACCUUAUUUGUAAAGGGCAAGGAGUAAAAAGUAUAGUUUCUGAAUGUAUGCUGUUGCAAAAUAGAAUGUUGGUGAUUCUGUGCCUGUGCGUCACAACUCAAGUUUUUAACCAAUUUGUAAUGUUAUUUGGUUAAGUACAAAAAUGUAUUUUAGCCAAUGAAUAGUUGGAUACCAAAGCAGCCAAGGAAAGGGAGCCUAGAUUGUUUCUCUACAACUUAAAAAAACCCAUAGAUUAGCUCAAUAAAAAUAGCACAGUCAAUGAUAAAACUUAAUCUCAUCCCCAAACUGAUUCACAUUCAGAUGUAUUAACUUUGCUUUUCUUUCACAACAAGCAGCAGUUCAGAGACCAUGAAAUGUUAUGCAUAAUCAAAUGACAGUACACGUCCACUAUCUGUGCAUCAUUCCAGUUGUGUGGCUUUUUCCCACUUUGUGUACAAGCUUUUUUAAAAACAGCUGACUUUAAAGAACACACACAACAAAGCUUAUUUUAGCUUUUCAAGGCAGGGGGACAAAAUUAAGUGUACUUUAAUACAGAUGUAUACGGUAUUAUCUUUAGAUUAUUUGAUAUUACGUAGUCUUAUGUGUUCUAUAUUAUUUGCUCAUCUGCCUGUUUGAAUACAACAAUUCAAAAUUUCAUGUAUAAGGCUCACUCACAACUGCUGUGGGUUUUUAUAACUGCUUUUGCUGAUUCUUGCUAGGUUGAAGUUACCAGCAUGUGUUCUCCUUUUUAAACGAAUAAAGAGUUUUUGUUAUAGUAAAACACAAUAAUUGCCAGUUUGCCACAGAUUCUUAUAAGGAAAAGUUUUUAAUAUGGUUUAGUGCAUACAGAGCAUUUUCUCACACGUUUUUAAUGUGUUAUGGAAAUAAUGGGGUGUAUUUUUAUAUACCUUAAUUAAAAAUAUGCUGAUGUUUUCCUGGUUUUCUUAAACCGUAUGAGCUGCAAAAUAUGAGAACACUACAACUGUAGUUACUCACAAUUUCUCAAUAAACAAAUACCACCAAG
Messenger RNA from Hemicordylus capensis (graceful crag lizard), 8594 nucleotides. It is a transcript of the gene MYLK, whose product is annotated as myosin light chain kinase. The record is from RefSeq and is a predicted model, not a curated record. Gene Ontology annotation, biological process: protein phosphorylation. Bases 369 to 6311 code for a protein of 1980 amino acids. Gene Ontology annotation, molecular function: protein binding; protein kinase activity; ATP binding. The transcript is spliced from 33 exons. Lineage: Eukaryota; Metazoa; Chordata; Lepidosauria; Squamata; Cordylidae.